Molecule: messenger RNA, 1039 nt
Organism: Benincasa hispida (wax gourd)
Lineage: Eukaryota; Viridiplantae; Streptophyta; Magnoliopsida; Cucurbitales; Cucurbitaceae
Product: RING/U-box superfamily protein
Molecular function (GO): metal ion binding
Source: RefSeq, a predicted model, not a curated record
AGGGAUUCAACUGUAAUUUAAUCUAAUUUACAUAUAUAUUGAGUGUCUGCUGGUCGAUUGAUCGAGUUAUCGUUCAUUGUAAACCCAUGUCGGAAAGGGCCAUGGAAUUGCAAAGCACGGCGCCAGUGGAGACAGCGACGAGCAGUUCCUUUUCCGACGAUACCAAUCCUUGCCCGAUCUGCCUCGGACUCAUAAUUCAACCUUCCUAUCUCGACAAAUGCUUUCAUAAAUUUUGUUACAAUUGCAUUUUACAAUGGACCAAAGUGGUUUCUGGGAAGCACUCCUGCAUGCUCUCGUCCAUUAAGUGUCCUUUAUGCAAGACAGAAAGUUCUUCUAUAAUACACGGAUUAGAUGGACACUGUCUCCAAAGACAUUAUGUUAAUCGGGAUUUUCAGGAUAGCUUUAUCUUAUCAAAAGCUCACAAGUAUAGAUUACAGUGCUAUUAUACUGAACCAGGUUUCUUGGAUGACAUAUUCAAUGUACAGAGGUACUGGAAGUUACGGAAGUAUCUCCAGGCAAACCAAUGGCUUGAAGUUUGGUUGAAAAGGGAACUUCAAGCUUUGAUUCAGGAAGAAGAUAUUGACAUCAUUAUGCACCACCUACUUGGUUUUAUUAAUUCAUUUUUUAGUAGAAAUGAACCUAGGUAUCAAACAGAAACGCCUGAACUGAAGAGGGAAACGUUUAACCGCAUGGUCCUUGAUGCAGCAAAGCCAUUCCUGUCGGCAAGAGCAGACCGAUUCGUGCUUGAGUUGGAGCUGUUUCUUGCUUCAGGUUUGAACAUUGAAGCGUAUGAUUCGGUUUACUUGCAAAGGUUGGGUUGGAAUGAGCCUGUAGUGCCGAUCAUGGCUAUCAAAGAAGAUCUUGGACUCAAACCUGUAACUCCAUACUUGUAUAUCUUUGAAUAUGACCCUGAUGAUGAUUAAACAAGUUCUUACAAAAUUGGUUUCUGUGACAGUAACUGCUGUGUGUUAUCUCUCCACCUUCCAAUAUGAGUUUAAUGAAAAGUUGGUCAAAUCUGAUUAUAAAUUGUCAUUUGAAA